Ochotona curzoniae (black-lipped pika) is the source of this 753-nucleotide messenger RNA. RefSeq names its product transmembrane protein 270 (gene TMEM270). Bases 1 to 753 code for a protein of 250 amino acids. The transcript has 3 exons. The record is from RefSeq and is a predicted model, not a curated record. NCBI's taxonomy places the organism in Eukaryota, Metazoa, Chordata, Mammalia, Lagomorpha, Ochotonidae.
AUGGAGGCCGUCCCCCCGGGGAGACCCAGCCUUCUGGGGGUGCUGCUGCAGGCCCUGCGGCUGUCAGCACUGCUCAUCCAGAACCGGGUGCACCUGUACAAUUUCUUGCUGCUCAAGAUCCUUCUCUUCAAUCACUGGGUGACAGGGCUGGCCCAGGAGGCCCGCGGGGACAGUGGCAGGCCAGCCCACACCCUGCUGGGAGCCCUGGGCCAGGCUCUGCAUGCCGGGGUGGCCCUGACUUGGGUCCCUGUGUGGCUGCUGCUGCGAGGUCCCAGGCUAGUGUGGGCAGCCAUGCUGGGCUGUGCCAGGACUGUGGGGUUGACUUUGCAGCGGCUGGGCCUGUCGGCGGCCAGCUGUGGGGAGCUGUUGCUGUCAUGUCUGCACAGCCUAAUGCUUGUAACCUUGCUGCUGGCGCUGCUGACCUGGAGAUUGUUCCAGAAGGUUCAUCGUUGUAGCCGGGGCUGGCUGCCAGACCAGAACCACACGGUGCUGGAACUGCGGAGCCGACUGUCCUGCUGGGCAGCGACCACGGCCGCACUGGCCUCCUGGCACCUGGCUUAUCUCAUCACCUGGCUCACCUGUCUCGCCUCCCACCUGCUGCAGGCUGCCUUUGAGCACACUGCCCAGCUGGCCCAGGCCCAGGAGAUGGAGCCGCAGGCGGCCCCUAGGACCCUGUUGGAGUCCCCACUCCAUAAGACCUUGAUCCCUGAGACAGGGCCUGUUCUGUCAGAGCCUGGGCCCCUUGGAGAAUAA